This is a messenger RNA of Caenorhabditis angaria, 1504 nucleotides long. Lineage: Eukaryota; Metazoa; Nematoda; Chromadorea; Rhabditida; Rhabditidae. The record is from the annotation of a GenBank genome assembly.
AUGGUGAGUUCUUCUACAGUACUUCGUCUAACUUGAUAAUAAUUUGCAGAAAUCAGUCUAUAGCGAUGCAGUUCAGACUCCAGAAGAGCCAAAAUCGUUGGCAAAAACGCAAUCAGUUCACGAGAUUGAGGAGAAUUGUGAUAUGUGGACGAGAAACUUUUUGAGCAAAGCUCGAAUCACAAAAAUCACUGCCGAAUAUCGAGAUAUCAAAGAUUGGAAACCCGACAAAUUCUCAGUGAAAACUUGCGAGAAAAAUGCGGACAAAAAUCGAUAUAAAUCAACAUUAUGUGCCGAUCAAAAUCGAGUUGUUUUGAAAGAUCGUGACGCAUCAAAUGAUUAUAUUCAUGCAUCUUGGAUGGAUAUGCCUGAUUCGGUUCGAUUUAUCUCAACACAAGGACCAAUUAAAUCGACAAUCGCUGAUUUUUGGCACAUGAUUUUUACCGAAAAAUGUCAAGUUAUUGUGAUGCUUUGUAAUUAUGUGGAAGACACUGAGAAAUGCGCCAAAUAUUUUUCUGGUAAAUUCUAGAUUACACAAACCUUUUUCUUACAGUCUAACUCAACCAAUUCUACAAUUAACCCUAUUUUCAGCUGAUUCUGAAGUAACACAUGGCGAAUAUCGAAUCAAAGUUGUUGACAAACAAAGUGAACCAUGGUCACCUGUUAGAUGGACUGUUUUACGUGUAAAAAACAAAAAAGAUGUGAAAUUAACAGUUCAUCAUUUUUGGUAUUAUGAUUGGCAUGAUCAAAUAGCUCCACUUGAUCCAUCUCCAAUGAUUAAAUUAUACAAAAUGGCAUUACAAACUGCAAAUGGUUCACCAAUUGUUGUUCAUUGUUCAGCUGGAGUUGGAAGAACUGCAACAUUUGUUGGAAUUCAUCUUGGAGCCGAAAUGAUUAAAGUUGAUCCAACUGUUGAUUUUCAAAAUGUGAUGAAAUCAUUGAGACAAAUGAGACUUGGUGCAAUUCAAAGUCAACUUCAAUAUAUUUUCUUGCAAGUUUGUGUAAUCCAAUUAUUCAUUGAUAAUAAAUAUACAAAACGGGAUAAUCAAUUUGAACAGUUUUUGAAGAAAUAUUCGGGAAUUACGGCCAAAGUUCAUUCGAAAAUUGUAGAGGAAGAAAAAAAGAAAUCAAAGUUAUCGAAAGUAUCGAAAGAGACGAAAGAGACAAAAGAGGUGAAAGAAGUGAAGGAAGUGAAAGAACCCAAAAAUCAAAGUGAUCGAAAGAAAACUGUUUCGAGAGAUUCUUCAGCUGUUGAAAAACAUGAUGUUCUUUCGACAUAUGCUGCAUGGUUAGUUUUUGGGGAUUCGGCUUAAAAAAAUCCACCUACAGUAUUUCUUUAAAGGAAAAUAUAAUUUUUAGUGACUCAAAUCGAAAAGAGAAGAAAUUGCCAUCAGCUGGAACUCCGAAACUAAGUCGAACUCCCAGUUUGGCACGAAUAAUCAUAAACAAAUUGGACAACAAAAAGAGAUCGAAAAAGGCACCAAGUCCGGGAGCAGCAAGUCAAUAA